This is a messenger RNA of Ipomoea triloba (trilobed morning glory), 750 nucleotides long. Its product is annotated as cyclic pyranopterin monophosphate synthase, mitochondrial. The record is from RefSeq and is a predicted model, not a curated record. NCBI's taxonomy places the organism in Eukaryota, Viridiplantae, Streptophyta, Magnoliopsida, Solanales, Convolvulaceae. The coding region runs from base 1 to 750 and encodes 249 amino acids. The transcript is spliced from 3 exons. Gene Ontology annotation, biological process: Mo-molybdopterin cofactor biosynthetic process.
AUGUUUCUUCGUCGGGUUGCUUCGACUUUGCCUCUGUCAACGAGGUUCUUUUGCAGUACUGCUAACCGUGAUUUUACCAAUGCUAUUGCAGAACUCAAUAAGGAAAUGGAAUACAUAUUUGGUGAACCCCCUCCAUCCAGUCUUUCAGGUUCUGUUAACAACCAAAAUACUACACAAGCGUCUAAACCUGUCCCACAAGAAAUGACAAAAAAUGACUCAUCGUCAUCUAGGUUGACUCAUGUUGGCAGCACAGGUGAGGCACAAAUGGUAGAUGUCUCUUGUAAAGAAGUUAGUAAUAGAGUAGCCAUUGCAAGUUGCAAGGUUAUUUUGGGCAGGAAGGUGUUUGAUCUGGUUUCAACCAAUGAGAUGGAAAAAGGAGAUGUUCUUGGUGUGGCUAAGAUAGCUGGAAUUUGUGGGGCAAAGCAGACAAGCAGCCUCAUCCCACUCUGCCACAAUAUCAACUUAACACAUAUUCGAGUGGAUUUGAAGUUGGAUCCUCAAGACUUCAGUGUUGAAAUAGAAGGGGAGGCUGCCACAGCUGGGAAAACCGGGGUUGAGAUGGAGGCUUUAACAGCAGUCACUGUUGCUGGCCUAACAAUAUAUGAUAUGUGCAAGGCAGCUUCAAAAGAUAUCCAGAUUACCGAUGGUUUGAUACAAUGGAAAGUUAAAGAUGAUCUUCCCUAUGAUAAUGCUGUUAUACCAAGUCAAACGAUAAGCUGGAAUGUGGUAAAUGACAUCGAUUACUUCUAA